Vigna unguiculata (cowpea) is the source of this 1015-nucleotide messenger RNA. RefSeq names its product ER-based factor for assembly of V-ATPase. Gene Ontology annotation, cellular component: endomembrane system. Gene Ontology annotation, biological process: vacuolar proton-transporting V-type ATPase complex assembly. The record is from RefSeq and is a predicted model, not a curated record. Lineage: Eukaryota; Viridiplantae; Streptophyta; Magnoliopsida; Fabales; Fabaceae.
CAUAAAACAGAAAGAGAAAGUACGCACCCUCUCCGCGACGAUUACUUUUUGCAGUGAAUGGCGUGCUGGAGACAGUAGUAGCAGAGAAUCCAGUAAUGGGUACCGACAAGCCAAACCGGGUCGGGUUGGUUAUAUCCACCACACCCUCGAUUCGGGUUUUCCUCUCUGGUGCGUCGAAAGACGCGACUCUUUCCGAUGACCUUCGACAAGCAUCCUCCGACCUGCUCCUCCAAUCGGAGUUGCCCUACGCCCCACUUCGCGCUGUGUGGAUGGCCUCUGAUCCAUCCACCAGACCCGACUUGACCCGACUCUUUUCGGGCACCCGUCUCAUCUUCUCCAGCCCUAAGCCCAGAGAGAAGAGUGAAGAAUUGAAAGCGAGGCUGAGAAAGCUGGAAGAUUUAGCGGAGCGGAAAGCGUAUCAGGAACUUGUGAAGGAUAUUGCACCGCCUAAGGAUGUUCCGGAACCAUUUUCUUCUUACAAGGAUCAAUUAGGGUUUGGUUUACAUGUUGUGGUUACCAUGUUUACUGGCUAUCUCCUUGGAUAUGCUGCAUUUAGAGCCUUGUUUAAUCACAGUCCUGCCAUGAAUGCUGCUGGAGGAAUUCUGGGGUUGGUUGGUGCCAUGCUUGUUGAAACUUUCCUUUUCAUUAUUAGAAGUUCAAAUGCAGAUACCAACAAAACAAAAAAAUUCAGUCAAAAAUCAAGAUCGUCCUUUUCAACACCCAGUUCUACUAAGAAAAAUCAGUAGAAGUGAUCAGGGAUUUUUUCUUUUCUCAUCUACUUUGAUUGGAAUAUAAUUAGGAAGGAGGUACAGAGAUGGAGAUCCAACCUAAGACCUUUUGCAUAUUGUAUAUCUCAUAACAGAUAUUACUAUGUAUUAUUAUAUACUUUUUUGGGAACCCUAACUUUAUGAAAUUAGUAUUUAACCAUGUAAAUAAUUUAAAUUAAUUAUAAAAUGCUUACAUGUAAGAUUCCCAAUACAAUGAGGAAUAUAAAUUAAAUAUUGAGUAUAGUAAA